This is a messenger RNA of Ogataea polymorpha, 3071 nucleotides long. RefSeq lists its product as uncharacterized. The coding region runs from base 1407 to 3071 and encodes 554 amino acids. The transcript is spliced from 2 exons. The record is from RefSeq and is a predicted model, not a curated record. Lineage: Eukaryota; Fungi; Ascomycota; Pichiomycetes; Pichiales; Pichiaceae.
AUGUCUGAGCCCAAUGUUCGUGCCUCCUUUGCAGAUAAUCGCCGUCCACUUACCAAAGUAAAGGGUCAACUGCUCAACAUGCCGCCGGUGAUCACAUCUGCACUGUAUGCGGCAUUCCCGGUUAUCUUUUUACUGGAUAAAGUACUUGCCUUUUUGACCUGGACAAACGAUGAUCCUUAUACCAAUUUUAUUGCCAUUGCAAUUUACAUCAUGGUGGUCAAGUACUGGACAGUAGUGGCGUGCACUGUCCUACCCACAAUCAUAGCUUUAGGCACGUGUGCCUCGCUGUGGUUCUUGAAGACCACCAUUGACGACUUGCGGUCGGAGACGGCCCCGCCCACAAUUGAGGAAAUUAUUGACACGCUUAUCAACCUACAGGCACGAUUCAGCUAUAUUGUCGAGCCAUUCAGCUAUUUUGGGUCCUUAUCCAGUUCUGACUAUUUCAAUCUAGGAUUCAGCCUUAUAGCUAUCACGCCUUGUUACAUUUGGCUCAUGACGCGAAUUUUCACAGUCAGAUCAUUUUUGCUUGUAUUUGGUGUUGCAUGUUUGUCGUUUUACUCGUCGUGGUCGGUUGCAACCCGGCAUCUUCUGUGGAGAAGCAUCGUCAUCCGCAAAAUACUUACGUUUACGACAGGUCUUAAAUUUUCGCUUGUCGAUAAGAACAUCGAACUGACAGUGCUCAAUGAUUUCCAGAUCUCAAAUAUUGGAACAGGCAAGACUGUAGAGUUCCAUAUCCUGCAAAAUCAGCGAAGAUGGCUCGGGGUUGGAUGGUCCAACACCUUGCUACCCUUUGAACGCGGACCUUUCACCACUGAAGAUUUAGAGAAGUCGUGGGACUCUCUUGAAAGUUUCCAAUUCCCAGAGAUUACACAAGCAACGUGCCGGUGGAGAUGGCUGGACGCUAAGUGGAAAACAGACGACUCUUUUGCGCCAGGAGAGGGGUGGAUAUAUUACAACAACAGCUGGGAAGAACCUUCGAACACAGACUCUCUCACAAGAUUUACACGCACCAAACGCUGGAAAAGACGCGCACUGGUGAUCGUCGAGGACGACGCAACCACCUAGCGGGAUUGCCGCUGCUGCGCGGUGCACGGAUGAGGUGUAGAGAUGUUAGGUUUUUGCGAUCGUUCCGCACCCAAUUUCUACAAAAAAUUUUCGACAAAAAGUUGUCGUGUAUAGAGGAGGCUGGGGAACCCAUUCAUUGAGCAGCAAAACAGGGAAAAUUAGUUGAGACUCGGUAUAUAAAGCGCGCUUAGCACCCUAAUCGCACCGACAGCUAAUUGUGAUCACCAAAAAACGCACUUUCCCUUGGUUUUUCCGUGUUUUUGAAGUGCUUAAUUUCCCCCCAGUGGCGCAAAGUACGACGAUAAAAUUGGGUGGUGCACACCUAAAACAUACAGAACAGAAUGGCACCGGACAUUGUGGAGACUAAAGCAUCCGGCUCCAGUGCUUCUUUUUCCAUGGAUCGGAUCCGGCUUGAAGCCAUUGAGAGCCGACGUCAAGAAUGCACCAAGGCGAUCAAUGACAGGAAACGCAAACUGGCUGAGCUUUAUUGCGUCUCGCGUCUUCCGCUUCUGCCUAUAUCCAAUGACCAGGUUUUACAGAUCGAGGACAAGCUGAUGGCUUUUCUGGAAAAGAACGAUUUGGAAAAUGGACAUGAGUUCAACAUUGCCAUUUUAUCUCAUGAAAACCAGCAGAGACGACUCUCGCCUCCCCAGAAUCAGAGCGCAACAGAGACAUCAGAGAUCAAGGAGCCUGCUACAAAGCGUCAGAAAGUGGAAGUUCAGGGUAGCGAGCAGGAGCCGGGUUUGCUGGAAGCACAAAAGAAGAUACAGGGAGCAGCAUUGGCCACCAGAGAAGCACUUUCAGACCCGUCUCGUCAGGAAGGGUCUCUAUCGUCUCUGAUCCACUCCUAUGAACAAGUCCAGCCGCCUAGACGGAGUGACGAGAAGUCUAAGCGCGAUUUGGACUAUGAAAAUCUCGACUUAGAUCAGUUGAUGAUCAUGCUAAUGCCCGAGCUCAAGCCCCAUAAAGUACCAGAGGCUCGCUCCUUGACAGAACUGUAUUAUCACCAGCAAACAUUACAGCUACCGAAGCUGUUACUUAGGGCUCACAAGUCGCUUACGACAGACUCUUAUGAGACAGCUUUGGUAGAGGGGAAGAUUUCUGUAUUGUAUUCACGCAUGGAGGAAUUGAAACGCAAACACAGUUGGUCUCUGAGACAGCCGAAGAAGUUUUUGGACCCCUUUUUGGCUACCGGAAAGAAAACGCACUGGGAUUAUCUUUUGUCGGAGAUGAAGUGGCUGGCUACUGACUUCAAGCAGGAAAGACGGUUCAAAAUGGCACAAUGCCAUUACAUUGCCCAGGCCUUCAAGGAGUUUUGGAAAUAUGGUAAAGUGUGCUGUGUGCGAAGAAGACCAGCUCGGCUUCUCACUGAGAAAGAGAUCGAAGAACGGACAAUGUCAAAAGACUUGGAACUUCCAAAAAGUUCUGAGGCUGCUGAAGUUCCAGAGAAAGCUGAAGAACCAGCGGAGCCCACCCAAGAUGAAGGCAAUAAACUGGAUGAUGGUGCUACCGCGCAGAUCGAGUCAAUCACUGUGAAACCAGAGUUGGAAGAGAAUGCUAAAACGCAGGUGUCCGAGGAUAAUGUGGAAACGACCAAGGAAGGUAUUACCAGCGAUAGUACAGAGCCUGCUCAGAACACCGAGGCUUCAAUAGAAGAGCAGCCUUCUAUCAAUCCAUCUCUUCUUCUUACGUUCAAUGAUACCGUUUAUUCUGGUGAGGAAUAUGAACGAGUGAAAAGACAUAGGGAAGACAUUCAGCCAUUCAAGAUGUAUGCGGAUUUAAAUCAAUUCAACAAAACUGAGACAGCUGUUAUUGAAUGUUUGUCUACUUACGCCCCAUUUAAAGAAUCUGAGAAGGACCAUCUUAUCGAACGCUGUGAAUACGGACACAUCUCUUCGAUGCUUCCUCCAGCUGACGAGGAGCCAGAUUGGGAAAAGAUAAGAAACACAGUGUUCCUUACCAGAAAGGUUUAUUCUCUCCAGCUUACAGGCGUUUCAACAUUUUGA